Messenger RNA from Suncus etruscus (white-toothed pygmy shrew), 3140 nucleotides. RefSeq names its product EPH receptor A1 (gene EPHA1). Lineage: Eukaryota; Metazoa; Chordata; Mammalia; Eulipotyphla; Soricidae. The transcript is spliced from 18 exons. Gene Ontology annotation, biological process: cell surface receptor protein tyrosine kinase signaling pathway; axon guidance; protein phosphorylation. Gene Ontology annotation, molecular function: protein binding; transmembrane-ephrin receptor activity; ATP binding. Bases 47 to 2983 code for a protein of 978 amino acids. Gene Ontology annotation, cellular component: plasma membrane; neuron projection. The record is from RefSeq and is a predicted model, not a curated record.
CCGGCCCAGCUUUGCGGGCCGCGCUCCCAGGUCCCGGCCCCGCGCCAUGGAGCGGCGCUGGCCCCUGGGGCUCGGGCUGCUGCUGCUGCUGGUGCUGCUGCUGUCCCCGGGGGUGCGCGCCGAGGAAGUCACUCUCAUGGACACCAGCACUUCACAGGGCGAGCUGGGCUGGCUGCUGGAUCCCCCAGAGAAUGGGUGGAGUGAAGGGCAGCAAAUCCUGAAUGGGACGCCCCUCUACAUGUACCAGGAUUGCCCGGGGCAAGAAAGUGGGGACACUGACCACUGGCUUCGCUCCAACUGGAUCUACCGUGGAGAGGAGGCCUCCCGUGUGCUUGUGGAGCUGCAGUUCACCGUACGAGACUGCAAGAGCUUUCCUGGGGAUGCCGGGCCGCUAGGCUGCAAGGAGACCUUCAACCUGCUCUUCAUGGAGAGUGACCAGGAUGUGGGCAUCCAGCUCCGUCGGCCCCUAUUCCAGAAGGUCACCACUGUGGCCGCUGACCAGAGUUUCACCAUCCAGGACCUGGCAUUGGGCGCCAUGAAGCUCAAUGUAGAGCGUUGUACUUUGGGCCGCCUGAACCGCCGCGGCCUCUACCUCGCCUUCCACAACCCUGGAGCUUGCGUGGCCUUGGUGUCUGUGCGGGUGUUCUACCAGCGCUGCCCAGAGACUGUGCAUGGCUUGGCCCAGUUCCCCUACACACUCCCUGGGCCCAGCGGGCUGGUAGAAGUGGCAGGGACCUGCGUGCCUCAUGCCCAGGUCGUCCCUGGCCCCUCGGGGCCUCCUCGCAUGCACUGCAGCCCCGAGGGUGAAUGGCUGGUCCCCGUGGGCCGCUGCUACUGUGAGCCUGGCUUCGAGGAAGGUGGCGGUGAUGAUGGCAAGGGUUGUCGUGCCUGCCCCAGUGGCUUCUACCGGGCUGCUGAUAUGGACAUGUCCCAUUGUCUCGAGUGUCCCCAGCACAGCACAGCAGAGUCUGAGGGGGCCACUAUGUGUCCCUGUGAGAGUGGCCACUACCGAGCUCCUGGGGAGGGCCCACAAGCAGCAUGCACACGCCCUCCCUCUGUGCCCCAAAACCUGAGUUUCUCUUUCUCCGGGACUCAGCUUUCCCUGCGUUGGGAACCCCCCGCAGAUACAGGGGGCCGCCAGGACGUGCAGUACCGUGUGAGCUGCUUUCAGUGUCGGGCUGCCGUGCGGGAUGGUGGACCUUGCCAACCCUGUGGGGCAAGCGUGCACUUCUCCCCGGGUGCCAGCUGGUUCAUGGUGCCUGCCAUGCGGGUGGAUGGCCUUGAACCCUACGGCAACUACACCUUUGAGGUGGAGGCCCGUAAUGGAGUGUCAGAGCUGGGGCCUGAUUCACACGCCAGUGCCUCACUCAGCAUCAGCAUGGGGCACGCAGAGCCUCUGUCUGUCCUGUCCCUGCGAUUGGUGAAGAAGGAACCACGGCAGCUGGAGCUGACCUGGGCAGGGGCCUGGCCUCGCAGCCCCGGGGGCAACCUGAGCUAUGAGCUGCAUGUACUGAAUCAGGAUGAAGAACGAUACCAGAUGGUUCUAGAACCCAGGGUUUUGCUGACUGAACUGCAGCCAGACACCACCUAUGUUGUCAGGGUCCGAAUGCUGACACCUCUGGGCCCUGGACCUUUUUCUCCUGACCAUGAGUUUCGCACCAGCCCACCAGUUCCCAGGGGGCUGACUGGAGGAGAGAUCGUGGCCAUUAUCUUUGGGGUGCUGCUCGGUGUGGCUCUGUUGCUCGGGAUCCUCGUCUUCCGCUCAAGAAAAGCUCAGCACCAGAGGCAUCCAAGGCAGCGAGAUCGUACCACUGAUGCAGAACAGGACAAGCUGUGGCUGAAGCCUUAUGUGGACCUACAGGCUUAUGAGGACCCUGCCCAGGGAGCCCUGGAUUUUACCCAGGAGCUUGACCCCGGCUGCCUGAUUGUGGACAAUGUUAUAGGAGAAGGGGAAUUUGGGGAGGUCUACCGAGGUACCCUGAGAACUUCCAGCCAGGACUGCAAGACUGUGGCCAUCAAGACCUUGAAGGACACAUCUCCUGACGGUCACUGGUGGAACUUCCUUCGGGAGGCCACCAUUAUGGGCCAGUUCAGCCACCCACAUAUCCUGCAUCUGGAAGGCGUGAUCACGAAAAGAAAACCCAUCAUGAUCAUCACGGAGUUCAUGGAGAAUGGAGCUCUCGAUGCCUUCCUGAGGGAGCGGGAGGACCAGUUGGUACCUGCACAGUUGGUGGCCAUGUUGCAGGGCAUAGCAUCUGGCAUGAACUACCUCAGUGAACACAGUUACGUCCAUCGGGACCUGGCAGCCAGAAACAUCUUAGUGAGCCAGAACCUAUGUUGUAAGGUGUCUGACUUUGGCCUGACCCGUCUUCUGGACAGCUUUGACGGCACAUAUGAAACCCAGGGAGGGAAAAUCCCCAUUCGAUGGACGGCCCCAGAAGCUAUUGCUCACCGGAUCUUCACCACCGCCAGCGACGUGUGGAGCUUUGGGAUCGUGAUGUGGGAAGUGCUGAGCUUUGGGGACAAGCCCUACGGGGAGAUGAGCAAUCAGGAGGUCAUGAAAAGCAUCGAGGAUGGUUACAGAUUGCCCCCACCAGUGGACUGCCCUGCCCCCCUCUAUGAACUCAUGAAGAACUGCUGGGCCUAUGACCCCGCUCGCCGGCCCCACUUCCAUCAGCUGAAGGCACACCUGGAGCAAUUGCUGGCCAACCCCCACCCUCUACGGACCAUUGCCAACUUUGACCCCAGGGUGACCCUUCGCCUACCCAGCCUGAGUGGCUCCGAUGGCAUUCCCUACCGAAGCGUCCCCGAGUGGCUGGAGUCCAUUCGUAUGAAACGCUACAUACUGCACUUCCGCUCAGCUGGGCUGGACACCAUGGAGUGUGUGCUGGAACUGACGGCUGAGGACCUGAUCCAGAUGGGUAUCAUGAUGCCUGGACACCAGAAACGCAUCCUAUGCAGUAUUCAGGGGUUCAAGGACUGAGCCCUGCCUUCUACGACCCUCUCAGGGAACAUGGGGGAUAGGGAGGUGCAGCCCUUCCCACAACCAACACUUGGUGCUGCUCCGGCCCCCUUUGCCUCUGGAGCCAGGGAGCCUGAAUUUUAUAAAGGGACAUGGGGUAAGGACUAUGGGUGGGUUU